AUGAGUCUCCUCAGAACGGGGCACCGAUUGGAAAAACCUGACCUGUGCUCGGACAACUUGUAAGCCAUGAGAAUUCCCAGGCAUCAUAUUAUUAACUAGUAAACAAAAAAUCGCGUUCAUUCAAAAUAUUUUUCCGUUUAUGACGGAAUAAUCUUCCCACCUGACCAAGAACCUAACAAAAUAGAUUUCAUCAGAAAAGGUCCUUGUAACCCUCCCUCAGUUCACUCCCGCUUGUCCAAAUUUCGGGAAAAAGAAAAAUUGGCUAGAAACGGGUAUCAGGUUUGCUAAAUAGAACGGAUUGCCACCCAAUUGUGUAAAAACGGGCUUUAAACAAAAACCUAAAAAAAUAAAUAAACACUAUGGGUUUAGUAUCCAUCCCAUCCUUGUUCAUCUGAGGGUUAAAAAAUGUGUUUUUGUUAUCUGUUAGUUACGCUUUUAUGAUGGAGUGCUCGAAACAGAACCCGGAUGAACGACCAAGUUUUCAGGAGCUGGUUGGAAGGCUGGAAGGAACCAUGACUGAGCAAGUACCUUGA
Porites evermanni is the source of this 533-nucleotide messenger RNA. NCBI's taxonomy places the organism in Eukaryota, Metazoa, Cnidaria, Anthozoa, Scleractinia, Poritidae. The record is from the annotation of a GenBank genome assembly.